Messenger RNA from Malassezia restricta, 2208 nucleotides. RefSeq names its product DNA excision repair protein ERCC-3. The transcript has a single exon. Gene Ontology annotation, molecular function: DNA binding; ATP binding; hydrolase activity. Gene Ontology annotation, biological process: nucleotide-excision repair; transcription initiation at RNA polymerase II promoter. Gene Ontology annotation, cellular component: transcription preinitiation complex; nucleotide-excision repair factor 3 complex; transcription factor TFIIH holo complex. The coding region runs from base 1 to 2208 and encodes 735 amino acids. Lineage: Eukaryota; Fungi; Basidiomycota; Malasseziomycetes; Malasseziales; Malasseziaceae. The record is from RefSeq and is a predicted model, not a curated record.
AUGGACGAUAGCAGUACGGCGGCCGUGUCGUCGAUCCUGCAGCGCGACUUUUCGCGCAUGCCGCUCAAGUUGGAUCACAGCAGUCGGCCGUUAUGGAUCUCGCCAGAUGAUGGGCACAUCAUUCUCGAGGGAUUCAAUGCACUAGCCGAGCAAGCGCAAGACUUUUUGAUUGCGAUUGCUGAGCCGGUGAGUCGUCCCACGCAUGUGCACGAGUACAAGCUUACACCGUACUCGCUGUACGCCGCUGUAUCUGUAGGUCUCGAACCUGAAGACAUUAUCGAGGUGCUGAAUCGUCUGUCAAAGGUGCCUGUCCCGAAGCCUGUCUUUGACUUUAUCCGCGAGUAUACUAUGAGCUUCGGCAAAAUCAAACUGGUGCUCAAACAGAAUCGCUACUUUGUCGAAAGCUCUCAUCCCGAGAUUCUGCAGCUACUGCUGCGCGACCCUAUCAUCGGUGACUCGCGUAUUCGGCCCACCGAGUCUGCUGAUCGCGAUGAGCAUAGGCAGGCUCAAGGCGCUGAACAGCCGCCCAAGGACGGCGAGCAGGACUUGUUCAGCGCUGUGAUUGGCGUAUACGAUGCCGAUGAACUUGAUGAAGACGAUGCCGUGCACAGCUUUGAAAUCCGCGAGGAGGAAAUCGAGAGAGUCAAGCGACGCUGCAACGAUCUCGGCUUCCCGAUGCUGGAGGAGUACGAUUUUCGAAACGACAAGCUGAAUCCAGACCUCGAUAUCGAUCUCAAGCCCAUAACGCAUAUCCGGCCGUACCAGGAAAAGAGCCUUGCCAAAAUGUUUGGUAACAGCCGCGCUCGCAGUGGCAUUAUCGUGCUUCCCUGCGGCGCUGGCAAAACGCUCGUGGGUAUUACGGCCGCAUGCACGAUCAAGAAGAGCUGUCUUGUCCUGUGCACGAGUAGUGUGAGUGUCAUGCAAUGGCGCCAACAAUUUCUGCAAUGGAGCAAUGUCCAAGAUUCCCAGGUCAGCGUAUUUACGGCCGAUGAGAAACAGAAGUUCUCGGGCGCCGCUGGCAUUGUCGUGUCGACCUACUCCAUGGUCGCCAACACCGGCAAACGGUCGCACACUUCCCAGAAAAUGAUGAACUUCCUCGAGAGCCGCGAAUGGGGUUUUAUUCUGCUGGACGAAGUGCAUGUCGUGCCAGCAUCCAUGUUCCGUCGCGUCCUGACGAAGAUCAAGGCGCAUGCCAAGCUUGGACUGACAGCGACGCUCGUGCGUGAAGACGAGAAGAUCGACGAACUCAACUUCCUUGUCGGACCAAAACUGUAUGAAGCUAACUGGAUGGACCUCGCUGCCAAAGGACACAUUGCCACCGUGCAGUGUGCGGAGGUUUGGUGCCCGAUGACUGCCGAAUUCUAUCGCGAGUACCUCCGUGAACGCAGCCGCAAGAAGAUGCUACUGUACUGCAUGAAUCCGACCAAGUUCCAGGCGGCACAGUACCUCAUCCACUACCACGAAAGUCGCGGUGACAAGAUCAUUGUGUUUUCUGACAAUGUAUAUGCCUUGGAGGCGUAUGCUAUCAAGCUCGGCAAGCCCUAUAUUCACGGAGGCACACCACAAAUCGAGCGUAUGCGUAUCCUACAAAAUUUCCAGCAUAAUCCCAUUGUGAAUACCAUUUUCCUGUCCAAGGUCGGUGAUACCUCGAUUGACCUGCCUGAAGCAACGUGCCUCAUCCAGAUAUCAUCACAUUUUGGCUCGCGCCGUCAAGAGGCACAGCGCCUCGGACGUAUCUUGCGUGCCAAGCGUCGCAACGACGAGGGCUUUAACGCGUUCUUCUACAGUCUCGUCAGCCGCGACACGGCCGAGAUGUAUUACUCUACGAAGCGGCAGCAGUUCCUAAUUGAUCAGGGCUAUGCGUUCCGCGUCAUUAUGAACCUUGUCGGCCAGGAAAAUAUGCCCGGCCUCGUGUAUGCGACUAAGUCGGAGCAGAUUGAGCUGCUUCAGAGCGUUCUCAUUGCCAGCGAAAGUGCCGCCGACCUGAGCACCGAUACCAAGCUGGCUUCAGACGACGUUAAAGCUGCCACCUCCACUUCUGCGGCUCCCAGUGCCAAGCGCAUGAUGAGCAGCCUGAAUGCUCUCGGCGGUGCCCAGCACAUGUCGUACGUCGAGCGCAACCGCUCGAUGAACAAGACCCUCACGCACGACCAGCCACGCCACAAGGCAUUCCAGAAACGCGCGGCCAAUGCCAAGAAAAAGGUAUAG